Messenger RNA from Carassius carassius (crucian carp), 1110 nucleotides. Its product is annotated as RILP-like protein 2. The coding region runs from base 176 to 763 and encodes 195 amino acids. NCBI's taxonomy places the organism in Eukaryota, Metazoa, Chordata, Actinopteri, Cypriniformes, Cyprinidae. The transcript has 4 exons. The record is from RefSeq and is a predicted model, not a curated record. Gene Ontology annotation, molecular function: protein dimerization activity.
CAGCUGCUUAGCCAUUGGCUGCUUCACACGUCAAUCAAACUCUCAAAGUUGCAGUAGAGGAUCCAGUUUGGAAGAGGAAGUUGUCGGAUAAUUUGUGAAUGCAUUGGGACAGUGAUCUUGGACAGAUUCAUCUUUUCUGUUGGUUAUUUUGACAGUGAGUUCGUCUUGGAGCAGAAUGGAGGGGCGACAGGACAGUUCACCCAUGCAGGCUUUCGAGAAGGACGUUUUGGAAAUGACUUGUGAAGAUGUUUAUGACAUUUCUUACGUGAUCGGCAGAGAUUUAUUAAAAGUCAGCACAGGGAGCCGGGAGUUCUCGGAUUUACAGUUCAAAAUCGUCCGCGUGCUAGAGAUGUUUGAGACCAUGGUGAACAAAUACAACCUGUCCCUGGAGGAGCUGAGGAUGGAGCUGGAGAACAUGAAGCGACAAACGGAAAGAGUUGUAGCAGAGGGUUCGACUUCGAGCGGUAACACGACUGUUGGGCCAAAUCAACUAGUCGUGGAUUCAAAAGACCCAAACCGACCACGAUUCACAAUGCAGGAGUUAAAGGAGGUUCUGCAGGAGAGAAACAAACUCAAAGCCCAGCUGCUGCUGGCCCAAGAGGAGCUGCAGCUCUACAAGAGUGGGGUCCUGGGAUCAGAGCAGAAGAUGGUGGAAGUGAACCUGGAGACCCUUCCUCAGUCAGAAGCUGCACCCUCCAGCGUUACAGAGGAGAACAAAGAGAAGAGCACCAUUCAGAAACUAUUCUCAUUUAGACAAAAAUAGUGGCCAGGGUUUUGCACAAACUAAAACACAUAUGAGACAAGCAAAGCCCCUUCUGCCAGGCUGAGGAGAUGGGAAGAAGGGAUCUCACUAUUAUUUUUAACAAUACUGACCCAUUUGUGGCUGGAAGUCGUCUUACUCAGUGUUUUAAUUGUGUGGUUUUUUUUAACUCUGUGGUUGUGUUUGUUACAGAGUGUGAAGCCAAACAUGAAUGACUAGAUGUCAGAAAGUCAAAUGUCCCUCUGAACACAAGCUCUAGUAGCUAACAUACAUUUGCUGACUGUUUGAAGCAUACUAGAUUGUCAUUAACAUUCUUCCAAUACCACACUAUCUUUUACUGAAAUAUUAUA